Molecule: messenger RNA, 4632 nt
Organism: Megalopta genalis
Lineage: Eukaryota; Metazoa; Arthropoda; Insecta; Hymenoptera; Halictidae
Biological process (GO): proteolysis
Molecular function (GO): serine-type endopeptidase activity
Source: RefSeq, a predicted model, not a curated record
UCUAUACCGGUUAAGCCGUUCAGUGCCAGCCCGGCGUCCGUCACGGUUAAACCUCGACCAUUUCGUUGGCUGACUCGACCGAAUCCUCCGCGUCAGCAGGACACGUCGUGCCAUCGUCUGGUCACGAUCGCGGGAUCGCGGUUCCUGCGAGGUUCCCCCCAUCUCGUCGAUGACAUCCGGAGAACCGUGUCGAAUCGGCCGGCCCGUCAGUGACCUAGUACAAGAUCCUAUUCGACGGUUGCUACACAUCGUCUUGCCGGAAUCUGGAUCACGAUCAGCUGUUCGGGGACACACACCUCGGUGAAUCGACCGAUCGACAGCUCGCUGCGAAAUCCCAGGAACGUGGAUCUACUGAAAAAUCUUCGCGCAGAUAGAGAAAUCCUGGAUCAGCUGUUCGAUGAACUGAUCGGAGGCACGAACGUGUCCUCGGAAAGUGACUCGCAACGAUGACUCGAAGGAUUUUCCCUAGGAUUUCGAUCCUUCCGGCCUGAGUGCCUCGGUCAGCUGUUCGAAGGGGUCCGUUCGGCGAGCCGUACCUCCGAAGAUGAAACGAGGCGUCUAUUCGCCGUUGACCUAGAUCCGAGACAGUGGAUAAGUUCGAGGAUUGGGCGAGAACAGAGUGAGCCGCGUGCGAGCAGUUCAAGGACGUCGGACCAGGUCCCAGCCACCUGGGGACCCUCGAGUGCAACAGUUGUCGGCCGCCUGUGAUUUCAGUUGAGGAAAAAAAGGGUUCGGUCUCGAAGAUGAACGAGUGAUUCGAGGGAUUCGGGGAGCCGCGUUUAGAGUAUCAGAAUGGCGACCGAGCCGCACGCGAUCGCCACCGGCACCGGGAGCCGAACUAUUCAGCGAACGGGACACCAGGAUUCGGAGCGAGCGAACGCGCCGAUGAAGUAAUCACGAGGACCGACUAGUCACGGACCAGGCUGAUCCCAAGGGAGAUCCAGGGAUCAGGAUGCGGUGGAUCGGUUACGUGGCCACAAUCCUCUGGUGGUCGGGCAUCGCCAGGUCCCUCAGCACGCUGAAUCGAGGUCACAGUUACAAAAUCACCCCGAAGCCCUGCCGAGUGCCAGGCGCUGAGACCAAGGAGGGCACGUGCAUGUUCGUCUGGGAGUGCAUCAAGUCGGAGGGGACGCACGUGGGCGUGUGCAUGGACACGUUCAUGUUCGGCAGCUGCUGCGUGCACAACUCGACGACGAACUCGAUCACCGCGCCUAAUCAACAGCAGCAGCACCAUCAUCAUCAUCAUCAGCAGCAGCAGCAGCAGCACGCGUCGUCCUCCGAUCCUCUGAGGCCAACGCUGGCGGAAGCGUUGGGCAACGAGGCGACCAGGCCAACGUUGACCUCGUUGUCCAGCUUCCUGGUGACGGAUUCGACGACCCCGAGGCCCAGUCACCAUCAGUCGAGCUACGAUCCUCCCGGCGGGACCAGCAGACCCCAUAAACCAUUGUCGCCCGGCUCCGGGAGGCCGUUGCAGAAGAGGCCGCACGCGAAGCCGACGUCGGACCACAAGGACAGGGUGCAGGUGGUGCCCGGCUCGCCGAACUUCUGGGAGAAGGGCUCCCAGAGCACGAGGCGGCCCGGGUCCACCGAUCACUGGGUGAAGGGACCGCAGAGCACCAAGAGGCCGGGUUCUGACUCCUGGGAGAAGGGUCAGACCACCAAGAGACCCGGCUCCACCAGUCCCUGGGAGAAGGAGGCUCAAACUACUAAAAGACCAGGCUCCAAUCACUGGGAGAAGGAGGCUCAAACUACUAAAAGACCAGGCUCCAAUCACUGGGAGAAGAGUCCUCAGACCACCAAGAGACCCGCGUCCACUAGUCUUUGGGACAAGAACGCUCAGAGCACCAAGAGACCCGCGUCCACUAGUCUUUGGGACAAGAACGCUCAGAGCACCAAGAGACCAGGGUCCACCAGUCUUUGGGACAAGGACACGCAAAGCACCAGGAGACCAGGGUCUACUAGUCUUUGGGAUAAAGACGCUCAAAGCACCAAGAGACCAGGAUCUACUAGUCUUUGGGAUAAAGACGCUCAAAGCACCAAGAGACCCGGGUCCACUAGUCUUUGGGAGAAGGAGACUCAAAGCACCAAGAGACCGACAUCGGACACCAAGAGGCCCGGGACGGUCGAGAUCUGGGAGAAAGGUCCUCCGAGCACCAAGAGACCCAGCUCUUCUUUCUCUACGUUCGUCCACACCACGAAGAAACCAGCCACUACUGUUUUCUGGGAGGAAACUCAGGGUACCAAGAGACCGGACGUCCAAAGUCCUCAACAGAAGACCAGGCCGGACGAUAGCCAGCACACGGCUGUUAAGGAGAAGGAGACUACUCACGACGGGUUCCAGGGCCAUCACCAAGGGUUCAAGGACAAGGUGGACACUGGGCACAACACGUUGAUCAUAAGACUGCCGGGUAAGGAGCACGCGUCCAACGACGACGAAGGUAUUAGGCCGAACAGGCCGAGCAACCAAAGACCGAUCGAGACGAGGCCGGACGAGGGGAAGACCGAGGACGCCGAUCUGACCGUGCAGGAGUCCGUGCAUCGGCCGAGCGUCAAUUCGGUUGACGAAAACGAAACCGUCAAGGAGCCUCACUCGAACCUGAACUUCAUCCACACCGAGCGGCCGCAAUGGGCGACGAAGCCGGUAUCGCCGAAACCGACCACGGACUUCUCGAAACCGUACUUCUCGAUCAAGACGACCACCUACAGGCCAACGUCGAUGAACGACUCAAGGCCGAACUUCGUCUCGAAGCCGACCAACGCCUCGAAGACGCCGCCGACGAUCAGGCCGAGCCUAGCCAGCAGCCAGUUUACCACCAGCGCAGCCGGAUCCGUGCCACAGACCUCUCACUGGCAGGUGACCACAGAACCGGCGUUCAUCACCAAACAAAGGCCGUCGUCGUCCACGAAGCCGUCGGGCUCCUUGGAAACCGCUAAACCGAUGCCAGUUAGCUCCCAUUUCUGGUCGGAGAACAGCUGGACGCCGCCCAGACCGUCCUUGAAACCGCACUGGACGGACAAUCCUAGUCUCCUUCAGAACGGCCCUGAAGCCUUCCCUCCGCGACCCAGUUUCAAGCCCACGGAACCACAGGAAAGCACCGAGUUCCAUAAGCCGCUCGGCUCGGCCCACUACAUCACGACGUCCCAUUUCGAGACGUCCGCCAGGCCGAGACCCACGAAGAAGACCACGACGUCCACGACGACGACGACCUCGACGACUACGACGACCACCACGACCACGACCACGACCACUACGCCGAGACCCGAGACGACCGUUACCAGCGAGCCGACCAAAGCAACCGGAUCGGUGCUGACGGUUUCCGCGGCCGACGAGAGCAAAGGCACGCAAUGCGGCGUCCCGCCCCUGUUCCCAAGGCCGGAAACCAGGAUCGUCGGGGGCAAGGACGCGCCGUUCGGUCGAUGGCCUUGGCAGGUGUCCGUCAGACGAACUUCCUUCUUCGGGUUCUCCAGCACGCACCGCUGCGGCGGCGCUGUGCUCAACGAGAACUGGAUCGCCACGGCUGGCCACUGCGUUGACGACCUGCUGACUUCGCAGAUCCGGAUCCGCGUCGGUGAAUACGACUUCUCGUCGGUCCAGGAACGCCUGCCUUACGUCGAGCGAGGCGUCGCAAAGAAAGUGGUCCAUCCGAAGUACAACUUCUUCACGUACGAGUACGAUCUAGCCUUGGUGAGACUGGAGAGCUCGUUGACGUUCGCGCCGCACAUCUCGCCCAUCUGCUUGCCAGCCACCGACGACCUUCUGGUCGGCGAGAACGCGACCGUCACCGGAUGGGGACGGCUCAGCGAGGGCGGCACUCUGCCCUCCGUGCUGCAGGAGGUUUCCGUGCCUAUAGUGAGUAACGAUAGAUGUAAGUCAAUGUUCCUGAGAGCUGGUAGACACGAAUUCAUACCAGACAUAUUCCUGUGCGCGGGAUACGAGACCGGAGGUCAGGACUCUUGUCAGGGAGACUCUGGAGGGCCGCUUCAAGUCCGAGGCAAGGACGGCCGCUACUUCCUGGCCGGAAUAAUCUCCUGGGGGAUCGGUUGCGCGGAGGCGAACCUGCCCGGCGUGUGCACGAGGAUCUCGAAGUUCGUCCCGUGGAUCCUGAAGAACGUGACCUGACCGAUCCCCGAUCUUGUCCACUGGAAAUCUUGUUCACAGCUCGCCGGGACGGUGGCUGGGAGCCUGAACAUCGCGUUUCCUCGACGCUCCGUCGACGGCCGGCUCUCCCUCGGGGGCCCCUCCUCCCUCGGGAUCAAACGGGGAGAUCAGCUGGAUCAGCUGGCGAACACACGGGACACUCGAUCCACGACGAUAGAAAUCGCGGGUCGGCCAGAACGGAGAGAGCCACCGCACCGGCGCCGCGGGAAGAGAGAAACGGAAACAUGGAUUCACCGGAUUUCAACUGCUGAAUAAGCCCGUCCUCGUUCUUCGGGGCUUCGAACCGAAGCCGCAUAAGGGGCCUUGCAUCCCGAAGACUGUCGCCGAGAACGAAGCCAAUCAAACGUCUGAGAUACUUAUGGGACCAGGAUAGUCGUCCUUGCUUCUCAAACGCGGGACUGUAUUUAUAUAUAAAUAUAUAAAUAUAGAUAUAUAUAUAGAUAUAUAUAGAUAUAUACAUAUAUAUGUUACAG